Hippocampus comes (tiger tail seahorse) is the source of this 2537-nucleotide messenger RNA. It is a transcript of the gene atf7a, whose product is annotated as activating transcription factor 7a. Bases 732 to 2267 code for a protein of 511 amino acids. The transcript is spliced from 11 exons. Gene Ontology annotation, biological process: regulation of DNA-templated transcription. NCBI's taxonomy places the organism in Eukaryota, Metazoa, Chordata, Actinopteri, Syngnathiformes, Syngnathidae. The record is from RefSeq and is a predicted model, not a curated record. Gene Ontology annotation, molecular function: DNA-binding transcription factor activity.
CGUUUAAGUUGCACUUAGAGGAAGGUGCUCAACGUUUCACUUUAUUCACUCUUAACUAGCUAAAUAGGGUUGAAUAAUUCAACCUUGUAGUCAACUGGUUUUGCAGUCCAUUUUCGCUUAGUUACGGUCUCGGGUUUGAAAGACAAUGUCAGAAAAAUUUAGGUAUAAUAUAAUGUAUUAUAUAUGUAAUAAUAUCACCGUCUUUUUUAAAGGGGUGCCUUGAUGUGGAAUUUUAUAACCCGUAAGAAGAAUGAGAUGUAAUGAUGUAAGGCUUACAUCAUCACGUAAAUUUAAGUCACUAAAUGGGCGCGCGCGCACAUCCAAUCGCUUCUCGAAUCUCCUUGAAGCCUUUUAACGUUACUCAUAAAAAGCCUGUGCAGUGCAGCUGACUUUCUCUUCCUGAAGUAGCGUUUCACGAGAGACGAUUAUUGGCCUCAUUCCUCCCUCUUUGAAUGUCCUCUUUUCUUCGGAUAUUUAGUUUAUUUUAUGCGAUCGCUAAGUGCCAUAAUGGAGCAGAUCAAAAGAGCGCAGUGCCGCAAACGUCACAAUCGCUCCCCAGCAGCCGCAACAGCGGAGUCAGCGUCACACAGUGACUAAAGGUUGAACACAACUUGGAAGACCGCAAUUAUUCAUGGUAGUAAUUCACAGAUCCGAUUCUUCCACCCUACUGUGUAUUCAAUUCGCUUGUUAGGACGCACACUCUUCAGUUGCAUUGCAAGCUCUUUGCGAAAAUGGGCGACGACCGACCGUUUGUGUGCCACGCUCCCGGCUGUGGACAGAGAUUUACCAAUGAGGACCACUUGGCUGUCCACAAACACAAGCAUGAGAUGACACUAAAGUUUGCACCCAGGACGGACUCUGUCAUCAUCGCAGAUCAGACGCCCACUCCCACUCGCUUCCUAAAGAACUGUGAGGAAGUCGGUUUGUUCAAUGAUCUGGCCAACUCCUUCGAACAAGAUGACAAUGACAACAAGCGAACGAAGAACUCCACCCCUGCUCCCUCUUCAGUGGCAUUGGACAUGAGCCUACAGACGCCAUCGGAUGUAAAGGUGAAGGAGGAGACACCAGUUGAGGUUGACUCCUCGCCACCAGACAGUCCAGACUCCAUCUCUCCAACACCAGAGAUCCGAACAGAGCCCUCGGACAAGGUGAAGGUAAGACACAAGCUGUGCGAUUGCAAACAAAGAGUGCAUGCAAAUGACAUUACGAUGAUCUUGUUUCAGGACAUGCCACCCAGGAGCUCAGCCCCGACACCUACCAUUGUGCGUCCAGGUGCCCUUCCGUUGCACUUGGGCUUUGAUGCCCUUCAGCCCACCAUGCCAUCGCCCACCUCCGUUAUCACACAGGCACCGCCUUCGAAUCGCACUUUGGGUUCACCAACAAGCCACUACCCCAUGAUGAUGCUCCCCUCCGGCCAGGCUGUGCCUGUCCUCCCAGGGCCUGUUCAGAUGCCAUCUGUCAUCAAUCUGGCCCGACCCAUGUGCAUGGUACCAAACAUUCCCGGGAUCCCUGGGCCUCCUCUGGGAAGCAGCAGCAGCGGUUCAAACUCUCCUUCUGGCUACAGUAUCCACUCCGAAGCCAAGAUGCGUCUGAAGGCAGCGCUGUCCCAACAGAGCCCAUCAGGACACAGCAUUGGCAUGAUGGCCAUGGGCAACAGUCCUACGGUACCUCAGAGAGCGGAACAGAGCCAGCUUCUCGUGCAGCAGCCAGAUGCUCCAUCACCUGCACAGCCCCAGGUAUCACCAGCACAGCCCACAGGUGGGCGUCGGCGACGGACGGCAGACGACGACCCAGAUGAGCGAAGGCAGCGCUUCCUGGAGAGGAAUCGGGCGGCGGCAUCGCGCUGCAGGCAGAAACGUAAACUGUGGGUCAACUCUUUGGAAAAAAAGGCAGAGGAGCUCAGCAGCAUGAACAUCUCACUGUCGAACGAGGUGUCUCUGUUGCGAAACGAAGUGGCACAUUUGAAGCAGCUGCUGCUAGCACACAAGGACUGUCCUGUCACUACCCUGCAGAAGAAAUCCACCUACCUGGUAGCUGUGGACGAGAACAUGAAAGAUACCUCGGAGCCGACGGGUUCCCCCGCGCCAGUGAUCCAGCACAGCUCGUUGGCGCCCAGCCCCUCGGCCAGCCACAACGGCCUGAGCUCGAGGGCGGCGGCCGAAGCCAUGGCCAUGUCUGUGCUGGCCGGUUUGGGUCAGCAGCAAAGUGUCGAGAGCGGAGCAUCUCACAUCAUCAUGGCCGCACAUUCGCAGUCCGCCGCCAGAUGAUGAGCACUGUCGCCACGCAGACUCCCCUCACGUUGUCACUCGAGGAAGAAGAGCGGCCUCUUGCCGGCCUCUUCAAGCCCCUCUUCUGUCGAGCCAUCACGCUGUGGCCUGGAGCUCAGUAGCAGCCUUCUGGAAAUGGACUGAGACUUUUGAGAGAGCUUCCUGUUCACUUUGCCAUAGAUGACAGGGGCUGGACUCCCCCUUUUUGCUCUUUGAUGUGUCUUCACCUCCCCGCUCAAUGGUGGACAUGUACCACUCAUACCUAAAAUU